This is a messenger RNA of Crotalus tigris (Tiger rattlesnake), 1608 nucleotides long. RefSeq names its product thymidylate synthetase (gene TYMS). Gene Ontology annotation, biological process: dTMP biosynthetic process. The transcript is spliced from 7 exons. The record is from RefSeq and is a predicted model, not a curated record. NCBI's taxonomy places the organism in Eukaryota, Metazoa, Chordata, Lepidosauria, Squamata, Viperidae. Gene Ontology annotation, molecular function: thymidylate synthase activity. Gene Ontology annotation, cellular component: mitochondrion; cytosol. Bases 194 to 1135 code for a protein of 313 amino acids.
AGUAGGUAGAAUGUAACACGGAGGAACUGGAAAGUCAGCUAAUACUGACAAUCCAGGCUCGGGGCAAACGCAUUCCUUCGCUUCCUCUCAUUGGUUUACCGGGGUGCGUGGGCGGGGAACGCGCCAAGUCUAACGCUAGAAUUUCGUUCCCGCCAAGAAAGGAGCGCGCUUCGCUCUGAAUGGUUACUUCGCAAUGCCGGCUGAGCUGGACGUGCAAGAGACUCCCGCGCUGCCUCAGGAGCAGCUCCUCGCCGCCUCUGACUCUUCCUCAUGUCACGGAGAGAUUCAAUAUCUCCAGCAGGUCGAGCAGAUCCUGCGCUUCGGACACAAAAAGGAGGAUCGGACCGGGACAGGGACGCUAUCCAUCUUCGGGAUGCAGGCGCGGUACAACCUCCGAGAUGAUUUUCCAUUGCUAACAACUAAAAGAGUAUUCUGGAAGGGAGUACUUGAAGAAUUACUUUGGUUUAUCAAGGGUUCUACAAAUGCAAAAGAGCUUUCUGCUAAGGGAGUUAAGAUUUGGGAUGCCAAUGGUUCUCGGCAAUUCUUAGACAAACAGGGAUUUUUCUCUAGAGAGGAAGGAGACUUAGGUCCUAUUUAUGGCUUCCAGUGGAGACAUUUUGGAGCCGAGUACAAAGAUAUGAAUACAGAUUAUACAGGAGAAGGAGUAGACCAACUGCAGCAAGUAAUUGAUACAAUCAGAAACAAUCCAGAUGACAGAAGAAUUAUAAUGUGUGCUUGGAAUCCUAAAGAUCUCUCUGCAAUGGCUCUGCCUCCAUGCCAUGCUCUCUGCCAGUUUUACAUUUUAAACGGCGAACUCUCUUGUCAGCUAUAUCAGCGUUCUGGAGACAUGGGACUGGGCGUACCGUUCAACAUAGCUAGUUAUUCACUUCUUACUUCAAUGAUUGCACAUGUUACAGGCUUAAAGCCUGGUGAAUUCAUACAUACAUUAGGGGAUGCUCAUAUAUAUUUAAACCAUAUUGAACCCUUGAAAAUACAGCUUCAGAGGCAACCAAGACCUUUCCCUAAGCUCAAAAUUCUUCGUAAAGUUGAAAACAUCAAUGACUUCAGAGCAGAUGACUUUGAGAUAGAGGACUAUCAACCACACCCAGCUAUUAAAAUGGAAAUGGCUGUCUAAUGAACUUUUUCUGUGACUGUUUUAAUGUUCGGCCUGGAGUUAAUGCAUUAAGCAUUAUUUGUAUUCAAAUCAUUCAAAAGGUCAAAACCCAUUUUUUUUUAAAAAAAUAUAUAUACUCAGUUUUCAUAUAAUGCUUGAAUCUGAAGUAAAAUGUUAUAUAUGCAUCAUGCACAGGGUUUCUGUAGUUUGGAAUUAUCCAAUAAAUCAUAUAUGUUGUAAUAAACGUUAGUUGAAAUCAUAAGAGAAAGAUGUACUGCAUCACUCAUUUUUCAAGUUAACCUGGCAAAAUUCCAGUAGGAAAACACUGUAGAAUAGAAAAAAUGCAACAAAUAUAGCUUGGAGAUGUAGAUAGCAACUUUAAGAUGAAAUAGACUAAUUUUACUGAUGUCUUCCAAAAUGGCUGAAGCUACAAUAAAAAAAUUAGAGAACUAUCCAAAUUCCAAUAAAGGAGAAUAUUUGUAGCUCAGGGUUGA